AAAAAUGUCAACUUUUCUCCCUCUUAAUGUAGUUCUUUUCAAAAAAGUAAAGCCAUGUAUCAGGAGAUUCCUUGACGCAUUCCAAAUGGUGAAACACUCUUUGUAUGGAUAGGUGAACAAUCUUAUAUUGCUAAAAUGUGUAUGCAGUUGUAAUUUGUGUAAAAAAUUUGCAGGAGGAAGUGGAAGAGCAUGGGAAAGAUGAAGAUGUAGAAGACAUAGUGCAUGAAGAGGAAAACGUCUGGGAAGAGGGCACCAAGCCGGAAUUUAAAGACGGAAGACAACUAGUGGAGUGGCUUGAAAGAAAGCUGCCAUAUAUGGAGGAGGAAGACAUGGAAGCAACUACCGAAGAGGAAUACAUGGAAGGGAUCAUUCCUGAAGAAUGCAUGGGAGGGACCAUUCAUGACAAAAGCAUGGAAAAGUCCAUUGAUGACGAAAGCAUGGAAGGUAUAAUUGAUGACGAAAUCAUGGAAGAGACCAUUUAUGACGAAAUCAUGGAAGGGAUCAUUCAUGACGAAAGCAUGGAAGAGACCAUGAUGGAGGAAGGCGGGGUAGAGGCCUUUAAAGUGAAAGAUACUAAAGAGACUAAAAGUACCGCACAGUAUGUUGAGGAAGAAAAUGACGAGGAGGAAAAUGAUCUUCAUCCUUAUAUUAAAAUGAUGAGAAGUCCUUUGGUUGUGGAAGGAUUUUUAAUAAAGAAUAAAGACAACAUCACAAACAUAAGAAAAGAAAGCAAAGAUCUGAUAAAUGAGGCUCUGUUGUCUGACGAUAAGAAGAAGAAUGGAAAGGAAAAUAAGAAUCAUGGGGAAAAAGCAAAGAAAGGGAGGAGAGCCAUUUUGUUCCUUUUUCGAUUGUUCGGAAGAUAAGGAAAUCUGAUACAAUUUCCACAAAAUGAACAGUGAAAUGUGAUGAUAUUUUGAUAUCUUAUUGUAAAAAGUUAUUUUAAAUGUUUGAAGUAUUUAAUUGCUUAAUAAACGGACUCAAAAUAAA
This is a messenger RNA of Ostrea edulis (European flat oyster), 987 nucleotides long. RefSeq lists its product as uncharacterized. The transcript is spliced from 5 exons. The coding region runs from base 315 to 863 and encodes 182 amino acids. The record is from RefSeq and is a predicted model, not a curated record. NCBI's taxonomy places the organism in Eukaryota, Metazoa, Mollusca, Bivalvia, Ostreida, Ostreidae.